Solanum tuberosum (potato) is the source of this 939-nucleotide messenger RNA. Its product is annotated as actin-depolymerizing factor 1-like. NCBI's taxonomy places the organism in Eukaryota, Viridiplantae, Streptophyta, Magnoliopsida, Solanales, Solanaceae. The record is from RefSeq and is a predicted model, not a curated record. Gene Ontology annotation, cellular component: actin cytoskeleton. The transcript has 3 exons. Gene Ontology annotation, biological process: actin filament depolymerization. Gene Ontology annotation, molecular function: actin binding. Bases 153 to 572 code for a protein of 139 amino acids.
CCCCAACUGCCUCUCCGCUCUAAAUUCACCGAAACCCCGUUAUUCAGCUACACAAAAUCCUCCUUUUUAACUUCUUAUAUUCCUUAUUACUUUUUAUCUCUCUGAAUUUUCGUUCUCCUUCAAACUUAAUACUCUCUCUCAGUACAACCAAAAUGGCUAACGCAGCAUCUGGGAUGGCAGUGCAUGAUGACUGCAAAUUAACGUUCUUUGAGCUGAAAACAAAAAGGUCUCACCGAUUUAUUGUUUUCAAGAUAGAAGAGAAGCAAAAGCAGGUUGUGGUUGAAAAAGUUGGUGAGCCAACUCAAAGCUACGAGGACUUUGCUGAAAGUCUUCCUGCUGAUGAAUGCAGAUAUGCUGUCUACGAUUUUGACUUCGUGACUGAGGAAAAUUGCCAAAAAAGCAGGAUCUUUUUCAUCGCAUGGUCCCCUGACACAGCAAGAGUGAGAAGCAAGAUGAUCUAUGCCAGUUCAAAGGACAGAUUCAAGAGAGAACUUGACGGAAUUCAGAUUGAGUUGCAGGCUACUGAUCCAACUGAAAUGGGACUUGAUGUAAUUAAAAGCCGUGUGAACUAGGUAUGGAUGAUUAGAUAUCAGAUAGACCUGUAAAAGGGAGAAUCUUGAUGCAAUCAUCUUAAUUAAACUGUUCAUAGCUUGUGGGACAAAAAUUUGGCUAGAGAUGAUAUCAGUACCAAGCGUUAAAUUUUGAUUCUUGAACGAGCUUUAUGGUGGUCUAAUAUAAGAUGUGUCCCUAUAUUUUAUUAGACAUCAUUCAUCGGAGUGUUUAAUUUGUUGCUUGAUUCUACGAGCUACUCAUAUGUAUUUGUUGUGAAGGAUCAGACAUGUUUAAUUAUUUUUUUUGAAGUUUGAUUGAUAUUUUACCCUAAGAUUUUGGUUCUGGAGUUUGAAGAGAUGUUAAUAACAACUGAAGAUUUCACAUUUA